Aspergillus saccharolyticus JOP 1030-1 is the source of this 1176-nucleotide messenger RNA. Its product is annotated as GTPase GPN2. Gene Ontology annotation, cellular component: cytoplasm. The record is from RefSeq and is a predicted model, not a curated record. NCBI's taxonomy places the organism in Eukaryota, Fungi, Ascomycota, Eurotiomycetes, Eurotiales, Aspergillaceae. The transcript is spliced from 3 exons. Gene Ontology annotation, molecular function: GTPase activity. Bases 43 to 1095 code for a protein of 350 amino acids.
GGGAGAUUGAUUGCGACUUGAGCUUUCUGAAGUUACAGCAUCAUGCCGUUUGCACAACUCGUGAUUGGGCCCCCCGGGGCAGGCAAGUCGACCUACUGCAAUGGCAUGCACCAGUUCCUCGGGGCGAUCGGCCGCAAGUGCUCGAUUGUGAACCUGGACCCCGCCAAUGAUCAGACCUCGUAUCCGUGUGCGCUGGACGUCCGCGACCUGGUGACGUUGGAGGAGAUCAUGAGUGAGGACCAGCUGGGGCCGAACGGCGGGGUGCUGUAUGCGCUGGAGGAGCUGGAGGAGAAUUUCGAUUUCCUCGAGGAGGGGCUGAAGGACCUGGGAGAUGACUACGUACUAUUCGACUGCCCCGGGCAAGUCGAGAUCUUCACCCACCACUCCUCCCUGCGCAAUAUAUUCUUCAAGAUUCAGAAGCUGGGGUACCGAAUGAUCGUGAUCCACCUCAUCGACUCCUACAACCUCACCCUCCCCUCGAUGUACAUCUCCGCCCUCCUUCUCUCCCUCCGCGCCAUGCUGCAGAUGGACCUGCCGCACCUGAACGUGCUCACCAAGAUCGACAACCUGUCCAACUACGCCCCGUUGCCAUUCAACCUGGACUACUACACCGAGGUUCAAGACCUGAGCUAUCUGCUGCCGCAUCUCGAAUCCGAAUCCUCACGCCUGUCGCACGAGAAGUUCGGCCCGCUGAACCAGGCCAUUAUCGACCUGGUGGAGGAGUUCGGUCUGGUGGCCUUUGAGACGCUGGCCGUCGAGGAUAAGAAGAGCAUGAUGAACCUGCUGCACGCCAUCGACCGCGCCAGCGGGUAUGUGUUUGGGCCGGCCGAGGGCGCCAACGAUACCGUCUGGCAGGUGGCGGUCCGGGAAGGGCUGGGCCAGAUGGACAUCCGGGACGUGCAGGAGCGGUGGCUGGACGCGAAAGAGCAGUACGACGAGCACGAGCUCAAGCAGCUGGAAGCCGAGGCAAAAGCGCGAGAGCAGGCGGCUGGUGGUGGUGACGGCGCCGAGAACGACGAAGACGACGAAGAAUACGGGGAUAUGGGGCGAGGCUCGAUAUCAAAUAGCGGCGUGAAGGUGAUACGAAAGUCAUGACACAUUUUCUUCUUUCCUUAUGUUUGAAAAGUUUCUAUACAUUGUAUAAUAGGGUAUCUCUAGUUAAUAUCACAAAGCCGC